UUCAUUACUAUAUAUAUCAUUCAUCAACCACCACAUGAAUGAACCUCUCAACACUCACACUUACACUCUCUUCUCCAUCAUUCACAUGUCACAAAACCACCACCUCCACUAGCUAUGACACCGCCUCUUCCAUUACCCUUUCUCCCUGAAGAAAUCAUUCUUGAAAUCCUCACAAAACUUCCAAUAAAAUCUCUUUUACGUUUCAAGUGUGUAUGCAAAUCAUGGUUACACAUGAUUUCCAACCCUUACUUCAUAAAAAAACAACUUCACUUUUCAACACAAAACACUCACUUCACAACCCAUCAUAGAAUCAUCUUGAGUGCUACAACAGCUGAAUUCCACCUCAAAUCUUGUUCCAUUACCUCUCUUUUCAAUAACCCAUCAACGGUUUCUGAAAUCCUUAACUACCCUGUGAAAAACAAGUUUCGACAUGAUGGUAUUGUUGGUUCUUGUAAUGGCUUCCUGUGUUUUGCUAUAAAAGGUGAUUGUGUUCUUCUUUGGAACCCUUCUAUUAGGGUUUCUAAAAAGUCACCACCUUUAGGGAAUAAUUGGAGACCCGGUUGUUACACUUCUUUUGGUCUUGGUUAUGAUCAUGUCAAUGAAGAUUACAAGGUUGUUGCUGUUUUUUGUGAUCCUAAUGAGUUUUUCAGUGAAUCUAAAGUUAAGAUUUUUAGUAUGAAUACUAAUUCUUGGAGGAAGAUUCAUGAUUUCCCUCAUGGUGUUUCACCUUAUCAAAAUUCAUCUGGGAAAUUUGUGAGUGGUACUCUCAAUUGGGCUUCUAACUACUCGAAUGGUUCGAGUUCUUUGUGGAUUAUUGUUUCUUUGGAUUUGGAGAAGGAAACAUAUAGGGAAGUUCUUCCACCUGAUUAUGAAAAGGAAGAGUGUUCAACUCCGAGUUUGAGUGUUCUAAAGGGUUGUCUUUGCAUGAACUAUGAUUACAAAAAGAGUGAUUUUGUUGUUUGGUUGAUGAAGGACUAUGGUGUGAGAGAGUCUUGGAUUAAAUUGGUGACAAUUCCUUAUUUGCCUAACCCUGAGGACUUUUCAUAUUCAGGGCCUUAUUGUAUUUCAGAGAAUGGUGAAGUGUUGUUGAUGUUUGAGUUUGAUUUGAUUGUGUAUAAUCCAAGAGAUCAUUCGUUUCGGUAUCCUAGGAUUGAAGGUGGGAAGGGUUGGUUUGAUGCAGAGGUUUAUGUUGAAAGUUUGGUUUCACCAAUGAAGGAUUAAGGUUGAUGUGAUUGUGCUUGUGUUAGCUAUGAAACUGAAGUUUGGAGAAUAAAAUGAUGUCAAAGUAUUUGAAAUCUUUCUGGUUUUUUGUUUCUGUUUAUGUAUUAUGCCAUUAUUAGAUGUAUAAUAUGUAUAUAUGAAGAACUUAGAGGCAAAGGAGUGUAUAUAAGUGUUGUUAGUAACUUAGUAUUGAUGAAUCUUAGUUGUGUGUUUGUGUUGAA
Messenger RNA from Vicia villosa (hairy vetch), 1442 nucleotides. RefSeq names its product F-box/kelch-repeat protein At3g23880-like. NCBI's taxonomy places the organism in Eukaryota, Viridiplantae, Streptophyta, Magnoliopsida, Fabales, Fabaceae. Gene Ontology annotation, molecular function: protein binding. The coding region runs from base 115 to 1221 and encodes 368 amino acids. The record is from RefSeq and is a predicted model, not a curated record. The transcript has a single exon.